CUUUUUCAAAUACAAUCCCAUGAAGCCGUUACUACAAACCCUAAAUAACCUCAAAAAUAUCCAACGGUGGAUAUACAUAACGGGAAGACACGUGGUCGUCUAGGAUCACAAGCUUCAGAUAUUCAGAGUGGUAAAACAAAAUAAAUAAACAAACGCCUAUUGGCUCUCAAGUAUCAUCAAGUCGGCCUUUUUAUUCAAGUUUCGCGGCAACGCCUCUCUCUCUCUCUCUCUCUCUCUCUCUCUACAAUCCUUUCUCUCACCGAUCUAUCGAAGAGAUUCAACAACCGAUUCUCCUUGAGCUGCGUAAUCGAUAAAACCGGAAGAUGGGGCCCAGUAGGACGUCCAAGAGUGUGUACAAACGUUCCAACAAAGAAGCUUCUCCAGAGAAAGAGUUAAGGAACUCUAGCAAAACCAAGCCAAGAAAGAAGAGAUUGACUGAUAAGCUGGGACCUCAGUGGACGAAAGUAGAGCUUGAGCGUUUCUAUGAGGCCUAUAGGAAGCAUGGGAGAGACUGGAAGAAGGUAGCUGCUGUAGUAAGGAAUAACCGGUCUGUUGACAUGGUGGAAGCUCUUUUUAAUAUGAACCGGGCAUAUUUAUCUCUGCCCGAGGGAACUGCCUCUGUCGUUGGCCUCAUUGCAAUGAUGACUGAUCAUUACAGCGUCAUAGAGGAGAGCGAAAGUGAAGAAGAAGAAGAAGAAGAAGAAGAAGAAGAAGGCCAUGGUGCUUCGGUUAAAUAUCAGAAGCGCAAACUGGCUCAACUUUCGUCUAGUGAUUUUCGCCAAGAAGUUAUUCCACCACAUUCAGUUGCAUCAGCGGGAGGCUGCCUCCCAUUUCUGAAGCUGACACAAGCUUAUGGAAUAGAGCGGCGUGCCGCUGGUAAACGUACACCUCGGUUUCCUGUACCAAGUGAAUACGAGAGGGAAGAUAGAGAAGUUUCUAUGCCACCAAGUAAAAGAGCCAAGAAGCAACUUGAUGCCGAUGACGAUGAUACACUAGCGCUAGCAAUGGCAAAUGCAGCGAGAAGGGGAGAAGAAUCACAAUAUAGAAGAGCAGAAGUCAAUGGCAACACUUCAAAUGGAAAAAUGUCACAAGCAAAGGAAGCUCAAUCCAAGCACGGUGCUAGCUCCAUGGUUAGGAAUGUGGUGAGAAUAAGGCGAGACAGAAGGCAUAUAAAGGCAGCGCCUGGUGGAGCUUUGUUGGUGAAUACGGAAGGGGUUGGUACCGUGGAGGUUCCCCAGAAGGGGAAAAAUGUGAGACGCGAAGAAGCAGAAGGAGCUGCUUCUAAUGACAGCGGAGAAGCCGGCAGUGCCAAUGAGGGAUUCAAAUCUGGAGAUGAAUUUGAAGCACUGCAAGCAUUGGCUGCAUUGUCAGGUUUACUGUCUCCUGAUGGUUUAACGGAAUCAGAAUCAAAUCCACAGUUGAAAGAAGACAUAAUAGCUAAUAACGUGGAUGAGAAACCUCACACUCCGGAAACCUUUGUCAGAAGCUAUCAAAGACGAAAAUCAAAACAAGCAGGACCAGAAGACAGUCUUCCACAUGCAAUUUCACCUGCUAAUACUAGAAAACCAAAAUCUGCGCAGGAAACCAUUGAUGCUAAUGCUGGUUUCGUAGAGGAAGCUGGCACUUUAAAACGAAAACGUAAAACUCUACAUGAUAAGGAAUCGGCUAAAGAUGAUGAUUUGAAGACUAUGUUCAAAGCGAGACGUGCUGAUCAGAGUCCACCAAAGAAGCUGAGAACUGCAAAAACCGCGGAAGAAUCUUCUUCACCUAGUGAUAAGAAAAUAACUGAACCAGAUGCAGUAGUGUCAGCUACACAAGUUUCAGGUCCAGGUCCAGCGAGUUUGCCGCAGAGACCACCAAACAGGCGUAAGAUGAGUUUGAAGAAGAGUUUACGAGAGAGAGCUAAAAUUUCUGAAACCACUCAUGAGAAGCCACAUAGUUGCAAGAAAGAGUUAUUAAAGGAGCAAGUUUCUACUUGUCUGUCAUGUCCAUUGGUACGUAGAAGGUGCAUAUAUGAAUGGUUCUACAGUGCUAUUGACUACCCCUGGUUUGCAAAGAUGGAGUUCAUUGAUUUUCUAAAUCAUUUGGGGAUUGGUACUCCAAGACUUACUCGUCUUGAAUGGAGCGUCAUUAAAAGUUCUCUUGGUAGAACUCGGAGAUUCUCUGAGAAGUUCAUACAGGAAGAGCGGGAUAAACUCAAACAGUAUCGUGAAUCUGCGAGAAAGCAUUACACAGAGCUGCGUGCAGGUGCAAGGGAAGUGCUUCCUAGAGAUUUUGCUCAGCCUUUAUCAGUGGGGAACAGAGUCAUUGCCAUCCAUCCUAAAACACGUGAAGUUCGUGAUGGCAAGAUUCUUACUGUUGAUCAUAACAAGUGCAACGUUCUGUUUGAUGACUUGGGCGCCGACAUGGUUAUGGACAUUGAUAUCAUGCCUUUAAAUCCGUUGGAAUAUAUGCCAGACGGUCUGAUGAGGCAAAUCGAAAGCAAAGAAGCAGAGCUUAACAGACAACCAAGCUCUGAUAAAUCUGCUUUGUUCCCUCCUCCUGUACUUGAAAAUAUCGACUUCUCCAUGGUUCCUCCUAAGAAACAGGAUGAUAGGGACAAGCGAGUCACUACUGAUCAAUCAUAUAACAUAGCUAAUGACAACGCAAGACAAGGUGAAAACCAACGAGCUCUGAUGUUGGAGUAUGCUUCAGAUGCAGAGGAAAUGGGGCCAGAAAUGCUUGGAAUAGUUAGUGGUUCAAGGUCAAUAGCACAAGCAAUGGUGGAUGCAGCUAUGAAGGCUGCAUCUUUGGUAAAGGAUGACAAAGACAAAAGGAAUGUGGUUCUACAAGCUUUAGACUCAAUAGUGUCUGGUUUAAAGCAUCAAGGCCAAACCAAUGGCAGCUUUGAUCAUCAUCAUCAAAGCUGGUCUCCCUCAAACACUGAAGGUUUGAUGACUUCAGAGCUUAUCGCCUCUUGUCUUUCAACUUGGCUCAUGAUUCAGAGGUGCACAGAGAAGCAGUACCCACCAGCUGAUAUAGCUCAGGUGAUGGAGAUAGCAGUGAGAAGCUUGGAGCCAAGGUGUCCCCAGAACAUGCCCAUCUACAGAGAUAUUCAGACUUGUAUGGGGUGGAUCACGAAUCAAAUUAUGUGUCUUGUAAAACCCAUGAAAAUUUAACUUUUCGAGUUCUUUAUUUGUACUGUCUGGAUGGAUGGUAAAGGUUAGUUUAGUUUUAGUUAGGUAAUAACUGAACAGUUAAAUUCUUUUAUUGGGCCAGUUCGGGUUUUAAAGCCUUUGAAAUAAAAUUCACUCUCUUCUGAAA
Molecule: messenger RNA, 3303 nt
Organism: Brassica napus (rape)
Lineage: Eukaryota; Viridiplantae; Streptophyta; Magnoliopsida; Brassicales; Brassicaceae
Product: protein ALWAYS EARLY 1-like
Exons: 18
Coding region: 324-3158 (944 amino acids)
Biological process (GO): DNA-templated transcription; regulation of transcription by RNA polymerase II; regulation of cell cycle
Cellular component (GO): nucleoplasm; transcription repressor complex
Molecular function (GO): DNA binding
Source: RefSeq, a predicted model, not a curated record